UUUUUUUUUUUUUUUGAGGCCGCUUUUGAGAGUGUUUUUCUGGGUUGGUUUUUUCUUUGGAGGGGAUUUUCGGGGGUCUGGCGGGCAGCACGCGGAUGUCCCGGGCCGGGGGGGGUCGCGGGGGUCCGUAGGGUCGGGGGUCGCCCCGGGGGCCCGGCCAUGGCCUCGGUGCCCGUGUACUGCCUGUGCCGCCUGCCCUACGACGUGACCCGCUUCAUGAUCGAGUGCGAUGGCUGCCAGGACUGGUUCCAUGGCAGCUGCGUGGGGGUGGAGGAGGAGGCGGCGGCGGAGAUCGACCUGUACCACUGCCCCCAGUGCGCCGUGCUCAGGGGGCCUUCCGUCAUGAAGCGGCGCCGUGGCCCGGCCAAGGCCCCGGAGCAGGACCCCGGCCGUCCGGCCCGGACCGGCAGUGCCCAGUUCAUCCGGGAGCUGCGGGGCCGCACCUUCCCCAGUGCGGACGAGGUGCUGCUGCGGCCCAGCGGGGCCCAGCUGACCGUGGAGUACCUGGAGGAGAACAGCUUCAGUGUGCCCAUCCUGGUGGCACGGCACGAGGGGCUGGGCAUGACCCUGCCCCCCCCGUCCUUCACCCCCCGCGACGUCCUGCACCACGUUGGAGCUGACAAGGUGGUGGCUGUGCUGGACGUGGGCCGCCAGGCCGAGCUGCGCAUGCGCCUCGGGGACUUCGUGGCCUACCUGGGGGGACCCCGGCGCGAGCGCGUCCUCAGCGUCACCGGCCUGGAGUUCUCAGACACACGGCUGUCGAACCUGGUGCAGACCCCGCGGAUUGUGCGGAAGCUCUCGUGGGUGGAGAACCUGUGGCCGGGGGAGUCGGCGCGGGAGCGGCCGAGCGUGCAGAAAUUCUGCCUGAUGGGGGCCAAGGACAGCUACAGCGACUUCCACAUCGACUGCGGGGGCACCUCGGCCUGGUACCACGUGCUCAGGGGCGAGCAAAUCUUUUACCUGGCGCGUCCCUCGGCCGCCAACCUGGCGCUGUUCGAGGCCUGGAGCAGCUCCCGGAACCAGCCCGAGCUCUUCUUCGGGGACCAGGUGGAUCGGUGCUUCCGGUGCCACCUGCGCCAGGGACAGACCCUCUUCAUCCCCACAGGCUGGAUCCACGCCGUGCUGACCCCCGUGGACUCUCUGGCCUUCGGGGGGCAUUUCCUGCACAGCCUCAACAUCGGCAUGCAGCUCCGGGCGUAUGAGCUGCAGCGUCGCCUCAACACCCCCGACCUGGCCAAGUUCCCCAAUUUUGAGACCGUCUGCUGGUACGUGGGGAGGCACCUGCUGGACACCUUCCGAGGUGGUCCCCCAAACCCCAAUCCCGUUUUUGGGGUGUCCCCAGGGCUCCCCCGGAAGCUGCCCCGGGCCAAGCCCUGCUCUGACCCCAACCGGGUGCGGGAGCCGGGGGAGGUCGACUUCGACAUCGAGGAGGAUUACACCACUGACGAGGAGGACGAGGGGGGCGCGGGGGGCAGCGCUGGGAUCCUGGACCUGCUCAAGGCCAGCCGGCAAGUGGGGGGCUCCGAGUACCCCCAGCUCAGCGAGGCCCCCGCCUCCCCCAGCACACGCGAGGCCAUCCAGGGCAUGCUCUGCAUGGCCAACCUCCCUGCAGGGACCCCUCUGGGACCCCCAAACUGGUGGGGAGGGGGUGGGGGCACUGAAAGGGGAGGUCCUGGGGGGUCUGGGGGGCCCCGCAGAGCCCCCCCUGCCCCCCGGAGCACCGACAGCGAGGCUGAGGGGAGCCUGGAUGAGCAGGACAGCCUGGGGGCCUGCUUCAAGGAUGCUGAGUACAUUUAUCCCUCACUGGAGUCGGAUGAGGACGACCCCGCCCUGAAAUCGCUCCCCAAAAAGAAGAAGGUGACGGACGACGCCCCCUGGAGCCCCAAAGGUUUGGGGGGGUCCUUGGAGGGGUUUUGGGGGGGUCCCUGGGGCAGGGCCUGGGUGGUUUGGGGAGGUUUGGGGGAUUUGAGGAGCCUGGGGUUGGAUUUGGGGUUCCUGGGGAUCCUGGUCCCGCCUUCUUCGGGGCAGGGGCUGAUUUGGGGUCCCCCUUGCCUUGUUUGGGGUCUGAUUUUGGGGUGUCCCCCCUGUUCCCUGUCUGAUUUUGGGGUGUCCCUCUAUUCCCUGUCUGAUUUUGGAGUGUCCCCCCAUUCCCUGUCUGAUUUUGGGGUGUCCCUCUAUUCCCUGUCUGAUUUUGGGGUG
Molecule: messenger RNA, 2199 nt
Organism: Pyrgilauda ruficollis (rufous-necked snowfinch)
Lineage: Eukaryota; Metazoa; Chordata; Aves; Passeriformes; Passeridae
Gene: PHF8
Product: PHD finger protein 8
Exons: 13
Biological process (GO): regulation of transcription by RNA polymerase II; protein demethylation
Molecular function (GO): transcription coregulator activity; histone demethylase activity
Source: RefSeq, a predicted model, not a curated record